AUGCCUUGUGACAACUUUGACCGGAGUCAUUUUCCAGGAGAACCAGAGCCGUUCCCUUUGAGUGGAAACUUAUGUCACACCUGCAAAAGUGAACAGCGGAUGCACGGAGAUGAAACGACAGAAAACGGCGGAGCUGAACAAGCAGAGGUCGAGUGGUUUCUUGUCUACCUGGACGAACGUCGGGUGCAUGGGAGCAUCUUUGGUGCUGCUCUGGAUGCCCUGAGACAGCUGAUGGAGAGAGUGACAGCUGCAGGCCUGAAGCUGCACCCUGAUAAGUGCCACAUAGUGAGAAGGGAGGUGGAGACUCUGGGCCACAAGAGUGUGUUUUUGCAGUUGACUUGUGUAGAUCUGAAACAUAUUUUGCGUUUUCAGCCCAUGGAGGGGAUGAAUGACAAGUCAAUGGCAGAGGCAAUGCACUUUGGUCACAUGAAAGGUGUGGGGAUGAGGUCUCUCCAUAGUGGCAUGGGACCUCCACAGAGUCCUAUGGACCAGCACAGCCAAGGGUACAUGUCCCCCCACCCGUCCCCAAUGGGAGUCCAUGAGCACGCUUCAAGUCCCAUGUCAGGAGGCGGAGGUGGACCUACACCACCACACAUGCCCCCUGCCCAGUCAGGCCCUAUGAUGUCAAUGGAUCCCCAAGGAGGCAUGUCCAACAUGUCCAACAUGUCCAACAUGGGUCAGCAGGUGAGGGGGUCAUCUGCUUUUAGUCCAGUACAGCUGCAGCAGCUCAGAGCUCAGAUUCUGGCCUACAAGAUUCUGGGUCGUGGGCAGCCGCUACCGGAAAACCUUCAGCUGGCCGUUCAAGGUAAAAGGAGCCUACCCACAAUGCAACAGCAGCAGCAGCAACCACAACAACAGCCGCAGCCGCAGGCACCAAGUGCCAGUCCUUACAACAGGCCUCCAGGUAUGCCAAUGGCACCUAUGGGGGGUCCCCAGUCGAGUCCCUGCCCAGCCCCGGCCAUGCAAGUACACAAUCAAAGCACAGGACCCAAGCCUUGGGCCGAUGGUCAGUGUGCUGAAAAUCAAACCAUUGCACAGAAGCAGCUCACUCCUGUUGCUAGUGGUCGCCCCUCUCCUGCACCACCUCAGGCCUCUGCUGUGCCAGCCGGGCCCAUGCCGGGCAGUUCGGGGACCCCUCAGCCUCCCGGGCAGCAGGGCUCCGUAAUGCUCCCGAUACAGCACAAGCAGAACCGCGUCACGCCUAUCCAGAAGCCCCAGGGCUUGGACCCAGUGGGAAUCCUGCAGGAGAGAGAAUACAGACUGCAGGCUCGGAUCGCGCAUCGAAUCCAGGAACUGGAAAGUCUGCCAGGCUCGCUGCCUCCGGACCUCAGGACUAAAGCCACAGUGGAGCUCAAGGCUCUGCGUCUGCUCAACUUCCAGCGUCAGCUGAGGCAGGACGUCGUGGCCUGCAUGAGACGAGACACGACCCUGGAGACGGCGCUCAACUCGAAGGCUUACCGGCGCAGCAAGCGGCAGACGCUGAGGGAGGCACGCAUGACCGAGAAGCUGGAGAAGCAGCAGAAGCUCGAGCAGGAAAAGAAGCGCAGGCAGAAACAUCAGGAAUAUCUCAACAGCAUCCUCCAACAUGCCAAGGACUUCAAAGAGUAUCACCGCUCCGUGUCCGGUAAGAUGCAGAAGCUCACCAGAGCCAUCGCCACCUGGCACACCAACACGGAGCGCGAGCAGAAGAAGGAGACGGAGAGAAUCGAGAAGGAGAGGAUGAGGAGACUCAUGGCAGAAGACGAGGAAGGGUACCGAAAACUGAUCGAUCAAAAGAAAGACAAGCGUCUGGCCUACUUGCUGCAGCAGACGGAUGAAUAUGUGGCCAACCUCACCACCCUGGUGUACGAACACAAAGCUGCUCAAGCUGCCAAGGAGAAGAAGAGGAGGCGGAAGAGAAAGAAGAAGGUGGAUGGCGAUGGUGAAGGCACUAGCGCAAUUGGACCCGAUGGAGAGCCCAUGGAUGAAAGCAGCCAGAUGAGUGAGCUGCCUGUCAAAGUGAUUCAGACUGAGACCGGGAAAGUUUUGCAGGGAACCGAGGCCCCAAAAUCCAGCCAGCUGGAGGCUUGGCUCGAGAUGAACCCCGGGUCUGAGCUCCCGGGGUCAGGCUUCAAAAUUAAAUUUGUAAGCUGGUUCAGUUUGAGUUAGAAUACUUUCAAAUGCUCUGUCUCUGUCAGGUCGGCCAAGCAGGAUGUGGAUGAUGAGUACAGUGUUCCUACUGGCCAAACCAGCUCCCAGUCUUACUACGGCGUGGCCCACGCUGUCAUUGAGAGGGUGGAGAAGCAGUCGUCGCUGUUGAUCAAUGGGAUGCUCAAACAGUACCAGAUCCAGGGGCUCGAGUGGAUGGUGUCCUUGUACAACAACAAUCUCAACGGCAUCUUGGCUGAUGAAAUGGGGCUCGGCAAAACCAUCCAAACCAUCGCCCUUAUCACCUACCUGAUGGAGCACAAGAGGAUCAACGGUCCCUUUCUCAUCAUCGUUCCUCUCUCGACCUUGUCUAACUGGGUCUAUGAGCUCGACAAAUGGGCUCCGUCUGUGGUUAAAAUUGCUUACAAGGGCACCCCUGCUUUGCGUCGUGGGCUGGUGCCUCAGCUCCGCAGCGGGAAGUUCAACGUCUUGCUGACCACCUAUGAAUACAUCAUCAAAGACAAGCAUAUACUGGCUAAGAUUCGCUGGAAGUACAUGAUCGUUGACGAGGGUCACCGCAUGAAGAACCACCACUGCAAACUGACACAGGUGCUGAACACGCACUACGUGGCCCCCCGUCGACUGCUCCUCACUGGGACUCCUCUGCAGAACAAGCUGCCCGAGCUGUGGGCGCUGCUCAACUUCCUGCUGCCCACCAUCUUCAAGUGCUGCAGCACCUUCGAGCAGUGGUUUAACGCACCCUUCGCCAUGACAGGAGAGAGGGUCGACUUAAACGAGGAGGAAACCAUCUUGAUCAUCCGGCGUCUGCACAAAGUGCUCCGCCCGUUUCUCCUGCGCAGGCUGAAGAAAGAGGUGGAGUCUCAGCUGCCAGAGAAGGUGGAGUACGUCAUAAAGUGCGACAUGUCUGCCAUACAGAAGGUUCUGUACCGCCACAUGCAGAAAGGCAUCCUCCUCACUGACGGCUCAGAGAAAGACAAGAAGGGCAAAGGUGGAGCAAAGACCUUAAUGAACACCAUCAUGCAGCUGAAGAAGAUCUGCAACCACCCGUACAUGUUCCAGCACAUUGAAGAAUCCUUUGCAGAACACUUGGGCUAUCCAAACGGCAUCAUCAGUGGGCCUGAUCUGUACAGAGCAUCUGGGAAGUUUGAGCUCCUCGAUCGCAUCCUGCCGAAGCUCCAGGCCACCAACCACAGAGUGCUGCUGUUCUGCCAGAUGACCACUCUCAUGACAAUCAUGGAGGACUAUUUCGGAUACCGCAACUUUCAGUACUUGCGUCUUGACGGAACCACCAAGUCCGAGGACCGAGCAGCACUGCUGAAGAAAUUCAACGAGGAAGGCUCUCAGUACUUCAUCUUCCUCCUGAGUACCAGAGCCGGCGGCCUCGGCCUCAACCUGCAGGCUGCUGACACCGUGGUCAUCUUCGACAGUGACUGGAACCCUCACCAGGAGGAAGAUGAGGUGCCUGAUGAUGAAACUCUGAACCAGAUGAUAGCCCGCAAUGAGGAUGAAUUUGAGCUCUUCAUGCGCAUGGACAUGGACCGGCGCAGGGAGGAUGCUAGGAACCCAAAGCGUAAGCCUCGCCUAAUGGAGGAGGACGAGCUGCCUUCUUGGAUCAUCAAAGAUGACGCCGAAGUGGAGCGGCUCACCUACGAAGAGGAGGAGGAGAAGAUGUUUGGUCGAGGGUCUCGCUGCCGUCGGGACGUGGACUACAGCGACACGCUGACUGAAAAACAGUGGCUGCGGGUAAAAACGUGUUUCGUUAUCAACAUGUCAGCCUCGGUCUCCACGCUGCAGCCACGUCUGUCCCCCAACCCGCCCAAACUCACCAAGCAAAUGAACACCAUCAUUGAUACAGUGAUCAACUACAGAGACGGCUCUGGAAGGCAACUCAGUGAAGUGUUUGUCCAGCUUCCAUCCAGGAAGGAACUCCCAGAAUAUUACGAACUGAUCCGAAAACCUGUGGACUUCAAAAAAAUCAAGUUUUUAUUCUCAAACAUGCUGUGUUCACGUUUCUCCCGUGUUUCAGCCAAGUCGGUGCGGGUAAAGAUCAAGCUGAGCAGGGAGGCGCGCGGCCACGACAAAGGCAAGAAGAGGCAGAGCCGAGGGAAGGCCAAGCCGGUGGUCAGUGACGACGACAGCGACGAGGACCAGGAUGAUAAUGAUCAAUCAGACAAGAGCAAAAGUGAUGACGAGUGACGAAGGAGAAGCAAGGGCGCGAGGAUAUUGUUUACAGCACUUAGAAACAAAGGACAAUAUCUUCCAUUGCUGUUGUUCAGGUUCAUGUUCCUUAAACGUUGCUCCGUGUGU
Molecule: messenger RNA, 4455 nt
Organism: Neolamprologus brichardi
Lineage: Eukaryota; Metazoa; Chordata; Actinopteri; Cichliformes; Cichlidae
Source: RefSeq, a predicted model, not a curated record